UGCUGACUUCGACCCCAUCUUUCGGCCUUUAUUUAAUUGCAUACAUACAUACAUAUAUAGAUAGGUAUAUAUGUUAUACGUGUCGAUAGCAUCGUAUUGAGCUGAGUGAAUCUGGGAAGAUGGCAAAGCCUCUGCAGAUCGCCAUUCUUGGUGCUGGCAUUUUCGUCCGAACUCAGUACAUCCCAAGAUUGGCCGAGCUCUCCGACCUCUUUCUUAUCAAAGCCAUUUGGAGCCGUAGUGAGGAAUCAGCCAAGGGCGCUGUUGAGAUUGCCCGCGAGAUUUUUCCUGAUGUUGAAUGUAAGUGGGGUGACAAGGGACUUGAUGAGAUUAUUCAGGACAGUUCUAUUGUUGCAGUUGCUGUGGUUCUUGCUGGACAAACUCAGGUAGACAUGUCACUGAGGUUGCUAAAGGCAGGGAAGCAUGUCCUUCAAGAGAAACCAGCUGCAGCUUGCAGCAGUGAAGCAGAAAGUGCACUAUCAAGCUAUAAUUCUACCUUGAAUUGUACUCUUGGUCAACCAAUCUGGGCUGUUGCUGAAAAUUAUCGUUUUGAACCUGCUUUUGUGGAGAGCAAAAGACUAGUGACUGAGAUUGGGGAUAUGAUGAGUGUCCAAGUUAUAGUGGAAGGAUCAAUGAACAGUUCAAAUCCUUACUUUUCAAGCUCAUGGAGACGCAAUUUUACUGGCGGAUUUAUUCUAGAUAUGGGAGUACAUUUCAUAGCUGGGUUAAGGAUGCUUGUUGGAUGCGAGGUGAAAUCUGCGUCAGCUUUCACUUCUCAUGUAGAUUUGACUUUGCCUCCUCCAGAUAACAUCUCCUCUGUAUUUCAACUGGAGAAUGGGUGUUCUGGAAUUUUUGUCAUGGUGGUAUCAUCAAGCUCACCAAAGAUAAUCUGGCGAGUUGUUGGCUUAAAAGGAACAGUGCAAGUUGAGCGGGGCACUAGAGAUGGAUUACACGGAUACUCGGUUUCACUCUACACAACUGGUGGGCAAAGCAAGUCCUUAUUUUUCCCUUUCAGUGGGGUGAAUGAAGAAUUAAAGACAUUUUUUAGUGAUGUCUCUCAGGCUAUAGUUGAGAAUGGUGGCAGCUGUAAAGCUGAUCCUCGAUGCUCUUUCGUCGAAGGUGCCAGAGAUGUUGCUGUUCUAGAGGCAAUGCUUGAAUCUGGAGAGAGGGAAGGAGCCAUGGUCCAAGUAAACAAAUUCUAGCCUAGUUUACAAACAUACUACAUUGUGAUCCAUCAUCAGAUGCUCUACAACUCAUUGUUUCCAGAGUAUAGUGCUUCUUUAUAAUAAUGAUAAGUGAAACAUUGAUUCAGACCUCAAUUAUGAACUCAGUUGUUUGUGAACCUAUUCUAUUGAAUGAAUAAAAUUGCUUCAGAGAAGAUAUGGAGAAGAAAUGUUUUGUGGGUAUGAAGAUAAGAAGUUGAUGGGGGAAGAAAAUGGAGUUGAGAAAACCAUCCCCACCGUCUUUAUUUUCCUCAACUGUUUGUUGAAGUUGGAUUGGGACACGAUAUAGAAAACUCUUGAUUUCUUCCACCAACUUAGAAGACUCAUUAAAUGGAGAUGAACACAGCAAGUUAGUGAUUGAGUAUGGUAGUUGCCAUUGGACCCAUGAAGCUUCCCAAUCAUAAAAUCUGUGAAUUAUGGAGGCAGUACGGACCAAUUCGCUUCUUCUCAGACAAAUCUUAAUUACUUAUCUCCAGGGUUGCUUUCACACAGCUGUCCAGUAUUUGGGUUUAAUUUAUUUGCACUAAACCUUCUAGCAAAGUUCAAGAAAUUGCCUAAUUUGUUGGGCCUGCUCACCAAAUUAGACCUAGAAUAAUAGAAAAAUAUGAUAUCAUCUAGAAUUUUUUGUAUGACUAUGACAACAAUAUUUGUACAAAUUAAAUAUUAUUUUCCUUUCAAAACU
This is a messenger RNA of Diospyros lotus (date-plum), 1902 nucleotides long. RefSeq lists its product as uncharacterized. Gene Ontology annotation, cellular component: cytoplasm. The record is from RefSeq and is a predicted model, not a curated record. The transcript is spliced from 12 exons. Gene Ontology annotation, biological process: NADPH regeneration. Gene Ontology annotation, molecular function: nucleotide binding; oxidoreductase activity. NCBI's taxonomy places the organism in Eukaryota, Viridiplantae, Streptophyta, Magnoliopsida, Ericales, Ebenaceae. Bases 120 to 1199 code for a protein of 359 amino acids.